Messenger RNA from Volvox carteri f. nagariensis, 405 nucleotides. RefSeq lists its product as uncharacterized. NCBI's taxonomy places the organism in Eukaryota, Viridiplantae, Chlorophyta, Chlorophyceae, Chlamydomonadales, Volvocaceae. Gene Ontology annotation, cellular component: plasma membrane. The record is from RefSeq and is a predicted model, not a curated record. The transcript has 5 exons. Bases 1 to 405 code for a protein of 134 amino acids.
AUGACUGAGGGAGUUUACCUCGGCUGCUACAACGACCGGAAGCUCAACAGCAGUCGCCUGCUGCCUGUGUUCCUCGCGUACAACAAGCAAUUUGUGACGCCGUUGAGGUGUGCGAGCCUCGCACGUGCUGCAGGCCUGAAGCUGUACGGUGUGCAAUUCCGGGGCCAGUGCUAUGGUGGUAACGACCUGGUGCUGGCUACGUCUCUUGGCACGAGCGCUGCCUGCACCAUGAACUGCACAGGCGAUAACUCCCAAAUCUGCGGGGGUCCCUGGUCAAACAGCUUGUACUCGCUCAUCGCCUCCCAAGAGCUUGGGCACCGCACGAGGCCAUUUGGCAGGUGUAGUAGCUGGCCGCUGAAAAAGCCUCCUGAGAUGCUGGUGGACACGCUUAGCACGUAUUUGUAG